Oryza brachyantha (malo sina) is the source of this 895-nucleotide messenger RNA. RefSeq names its product DNA-directed RNA polymerases II, IV and V subunit 6A-like. The transcript has 6 exons. Gene Ontology annotation, cellular component: RNA polymerase III complex; RNA polymerase I complex; nucleus. NCBI's taxonomy places the organism in Eukaryota, Viridiplantae, Streptophyta, Magnoliopsida, Poales, Poaceae. Bases 126 to 557 code for a protein of 143 amino acids. The record is from RefSeq and is a predicted model, not a curated record. Gene Ontology annotation, biological process: DNA-templated transcription. Gene Ontology annotation, molecular function: DNA-directed RNA polymerase activity; DNA binding.
CUCCAAACCGACCAAACGCCGCUUCUCCAGUUUCCUUCCCCACCUCUUCCUCUCGCCGCCUUCCGUUCUGCCCCCUCUUCCCUUCCGGGAAUCCCUAGCCGAGCGCCCAGCGACAGCGGGAAGCCAUGGCGGACGACGACUACAACGACAUGGACAUGGGGUAUGAGGAUGAGCCCCCAGAACCUGAGAUUGAGGAAGGGGCUGAAUUAGAGCCUGAGAAUAACAACGAGGAUGCUGUGGAUGAUGUAGUUGGGGCUGAAGUUGAUGACAAGGAGCAAGAAAAGACGGCUCGUCCACGGAAAACGUCAAAGUAUAUGACAAAAUAUGAGCGUGCACGCAUUCUUGGUACACGUGCCUUGCAGAUAAGCAUGAAUGCUCCUGUUAUGGUUGAGCUUGAAGGGGAAACUGAUCCGCUUGAGAUUGCCAUGAAAGAAUUGAGAGCACGCAAGAUCCCUUUCACAAUCAGGCGAUAUUUACCUGAUGGAAGCUAUGAGGACUGGGGAGUUGAUGAGCUCAUUGUAGAGGACUCCUGGAAACGGCAAGUUGGUGGGGGCUAAAUAAUGGGAUACAAAACUUCAUGUAGUAUGGCAAAAGCUUUUAGUUUUGUGAGGCAAGUUGACGUGGUACUUUCUGCGGUGGAGGUUGAUGUAAUGAACUAAUCUGUAGUUCUGUUAUUGGCCGCAUAGAUCUGCUGUACACUGGAACUGUGUUAUAAUUGCAUGGUUUCAUGGACUAAUUCGGAUUAUUGUAAGCAUGCUCAGUGUCUUUACAAUGGCUUUUAACAGUUGUGUUUGAACUGUUCGAUACUCUGAAUGACUUGCAGACUAUUUUUGACUUCUGAACUAUUCGAUAUGUUUAUCGACCUAUUUUGCUGACUGAAUAUGCCAUCAAUGUG